Messenger RNA from Phyllostomus discolor (pale spear-nosed bat), 1528 nucleotides. RefSeq names its product transmembrane protein 101 (gene TMEM101). The transcript has 4 exons. The record is from RefSeq and is a predicted model, not a curated record. Gene Ontology annotation, biological process: positive regulation of canonical NF-kappaB signal transduction. The coding region runs from base 22 to 795 and encodes 257 amino acids. NCBI's taxonomy places the organism in Eukaryota, Metazoa, Chordata, Mammalia, Chiroptera, Phyllostomidae.
GGCGGACUGCCCUUCUCCAAAAUGGCAUCGAAGGUGGGAUCGCGACGGUGGGCACUGCAGCUGCUUAUGCAGUUGGGCUCGGUGUUGCUCACUCGCUGCCCCUUCUGGGGCUGCUUCAGCCAACUCAUGCUGUACGCCGAGAGGGCCGAGGCGCGCCGGAAGCCCGACAUCCCAGUGCCCUACCUGUACUUCGACAUGGGGGCGGCCGUGCUGUGCGCUAGCUUCAUGUCCUUCGGAGUGAAGCGGCGCUGGUUCGCGCUGGGAGCCGCACUCCAGCUGGCCAUUAGCACCUACGCCGCCUACAUCGGGGGCUACGUACACUACGGGGACUGGCUGAAGGUCCGCAUGUACUCACGCACAGUUGCCAUCAUCGGUGGCUUUCUUGUGCUGGCCAGCGGCGCUGGGGAGCUCUACCGUCGGAAACCCCGCAGCCGUUCCCUCCAGUCCACUGGCCAGGUCUUCCUGGGCAUCUACCUCAUCUGCGUGGCCUACUCGCUGCAGUACAGCAAGGAGGACCGGCUGGCGUACCUGAACCACCUCCCAGGAGGGGAGCUCACGAUCCAGCUGUUCUUCGUGCUGUACGGCGUCCUGGCCCUGGCCUUCCUGUCCGGCUACUACGUGACCUUGGCUGCCCAGAUCCUGGCCAUCCUGCUGCCCCCGGUCACGCUGCUCAUCGACGGCAACGUUGCCUACUGGCACAACACGCGGCGCGUCGAGUUCUGGAACCAGAUGAAGCUGCUUGGGGAGAGUGUGGGCAUCUUUGGGACGGCGGUCAUCCUGGCCACCGACGGCUGAGUCCCACAGGGAGAGGCUGAAAUGGGCGCGGGGAGCCACCGAGGGCCGCCCUGCCUUUGGGCUGGCCCUGUUACAUUUAUUUAUGCUCUUUGGUUUGUUUGUUCGAUCCUUUGCUCUGUGUACAUGUAUAUGUGUUGGCAACAGGCCGGUCUGUCCCCCAGCUCCUGGGCUCAGCCCUGGAUGAGGGGAGCCCUGACGAUAAUGCCUUACAAGGGGGUGGUGGUGGCUGUUUUUUGUUUUUUCCUGUUUGUUAGGAGGAGAGCGGAGGCCAGCUGCUCCCCUGGGCCUCAUGCCUCAGAAAGCAGAGUAAGCUGGGCGAGGGUGGGGGUACUGAGAGUGGGAGGCAGAGGAAGGGAGACUGAGAAUCAGAGGUGAGCAAAAGGGGAAACUUCCUACCGAACCUGGCCGAUGCAGCCGGGCUUUGCAGUGCUUUUUUGGAGACCGAGACUGAGCAUGCGUGUUGACACAUGGAUCAGGCCCAGGAGGAGCGGAGCGACUGGGCUCCACAGAGGUCACACGGGUCCUCAGGAUGGGCCAGGGGCAGACAUGGCACUAGCUGCCACCCACCUUGAGAGCAGAGCAGGCCCCAGACGACUCAGGUGUGGGGGGUGGGGUGGGCAGCGGCCGGCUUCCGGCCUUCUACCGCCAGUUCCUCGGUUGGCCUGGUGGGAGCGAGUGCCCUCCCAAAUACCAGACCACACACUCUUCCAAAAAUAAACAUUUUAUACAGACA